AUGAAAGCGUUCCGAUUUGAAACCGUCGAUCAAGGCCUAUGCUUGCAACAAGUGCCCCCUCCGAGUCCCUCACCCGGAGAGGUGGUAGUCCGUGUUGAGGCCGCCGGUAUCUGUCACUCUGAUUUGCAUGUACUACACGGUCAGGGAAGUGGCUGGAUGUCUAAGUUGCCAAUCACACUCGGACAUGAGGUUGCGGGUAUAGUGGAAGAGGUUGGACCGGAUGUGGUCGGGUUCAAGAUCGGUGAUCGAGUUGGGGUGGCUCUUCUUCCUAAAGAUGCCGAUUUGACAAAUGUCAUUGGUAUUGGUAGAGACGGCGGGUUUGCAGAAAAGGUCUUAGUACCCGCUACAGUCCUAGUACCGCUUCCUGAGAAAGUCGGCUUUGCUGAGGCUACUGUCGCGAAUGACUCCAUUUCAACUGCCUACCACGCUGUCAUCACGGAAGCGGCUAUAACUGGAUCUACAACGGUGGCGAUUGUCGGACUCGGAGGGCUAGGACUGAGUGGGGUCCGCAUAGCUUCAAUCGAAGGCGCUACAGUAUUGGGUGUGGAUAUCGAUGACAAAAAGUUUGCUGAUGCUACUGCCUUUGGCGCAAAAGCAUGCUUCAAGAAACUCGACGAUAUCCCUUCUGAAGUCAUCAUAGAUGUUGAUGCUUUGCGAAGAGUCCGAUCAUCUGGGAUGGUAGUAUUAGUUGGAGUCGGGGUGCCAACCUUCGAAUUAUCUACCAAUACCUUGAUGUCGCGCAAUCUCACCCUUCGUGAAUCGGUAGGGUCUACAAUGGCUGAAUAUCGCAAGGUACUAGAUUUGAUUGCUUCUGGGCUAAUCAAGCCCAAGUUGGAGGAGAUUCCUUUCCUUGAAAUACCUAAUGGUCUUCGGAGGCUUGAGCGCCUUGAAGUAGUUGGUCGACUUUUUUCAAGACCAAACGCAUAA
Molecule: messenger RNA, 927 nt
Organism: Bipolaris victoriae FI3
Lineage: Eukaryota; Fungi; Ascomycota; Dothideomycetes; Pleosporales; Pleosporaceae
Exons: 2
Coding region: 1-927 (308 amino acids)
Molecular function (GO): oxidoreductase activity; zinc ion binding
Source: RefSeq, a predicted model, not a curated record